UGGACAUUCACAGAAGAUGAACUUGCACCAGCUCAUCCCUCAACCGCAGAGAAAGGCUGCAGCACACGUGGAUCCGACUGGUUUGACGAGAUUAAGCAAAGAUGUGAAUCAUCUCGGUCCGAGCUACAAUACCACUGCCAAGCUCUCAUCGACCAACUGGACCUUCAACAAGACCCUCUCCAGCCUCAUCAGGAAGAAUAUUCUAAGAUUUCUUGAUCCGGAGAGAGACAUAUCUAUCCUGAAGGGCACACUGAAGCCAGGAGAUAUCAUCCACUAUGUGUUUGAUCGCCACAGCACCAUAAACAUCUCAGAAAAUCUCUACCGUCUUUUGCCAACCGUAUCGCCCAUGAAGAACCAACAUCACAGGCGCUGCGCCAUUGUGGGAAACUCCGGUAUCCUGCUGAACAGCAGCUGUGGACCCGACAUCGACUCUCAUGACUUUGUUAUCAGGUGUAACCUGGCACCAGUGGAGGAGUACUUUCAGGACGUUGGGUGGCGGACCAACUUGGUGACCAUGAAUCCUUCAGUGGUGCAGCGGGCCUUCCAGGACCUUGUCAGCGAAGAGUGGAGGGAUCGCUUCUUGCAGCGGCUUCAAAGCCUCAGCGGCAGUGUGCUGUGGAUCCCGGCCUUCAUGGCCAAGGGGGGAGAGGAGCGCGUGGAGUGGGCCCUUCGUCUCAUCCUGUUGCACACUGUGGACGUACGCACCGCCUUCCCCUCGCUGCGCCUCCUCCAUGCUGUCAGAGGGUACUGGUUAACCAACAAUGUCCACAUCAAGCGUCCGACCACUGGGCUCCUCAUGUACACGAUGGCAACUCGCUUCUGUGAAGAGAUCCAUCUGUACGGCUUCUGGCCCUUUUCACUCGACCCACAGGGCAGAUCGGUAAAAUACCACUACUACGACACUCUAAAGUACGAGUACACGUCUAGCUCCAGUCCUCACACCAUGCCUUUGGAGUUCAGGACCCUGAGCGCAUUGCACAGACAGGGGGCGCUCCGACUCCACACUGGGACCUGUGAUGCAGGGAGAACACAGAAGGAGCUCCAGAGAAAAUAAGCUUAAAGGAGGAUCUCAAUGGAAACUACUUUCUUCACUGAGCAGACUCCGUACAAAUAGUUUUCUUGUUUACACACUUUUAUGAAACUUGAAUUAACUUAUUUUCAGUAAUUGGAAUGAACUUUUUGUAUGUCAAGCUAUUUAAUGACUUGUUUCAUUGGUUAAUGAGAUUUCUAUGGCAACCUUUAAAAUAAUGAGACCCUUUUCUGCAGGUGUGACCAAGCUAUAAAUAGAGAUCCUGUCUUGUUCAUCUGUUGGCCCCUUCUUAUUUAUUUUAUACAGUUUCUAGUAUGGUUAUAAGUUUAAAAUUAAGGGUUAAGAACAUAUUUUUAAGUUUUGUGUUAAAAUUGGUCAUGAUAUGCCAUCAAUUAAUAUCUCCAGUUUAUGAAUCGACAGGGCUCCAUUUAAGGCUCUAUUGUAAUUUCAAGAGCUGUUGAAUUAAAGACUCUUGUUGUGAGUCACUUUUUGGGCCACAAGAUGGAAGCACUUAAAAGUCAGGGAGAAUGAUGAUACAAGAAGAAACGUUUCUAAUUUGAUGUUCAACUUCUGAUAACAAAUUAUCCUCAGAUAAUGAACUUUUUAAUGCUUUUGUAGCCUCUUAUAAAUACGUUAAGGGUGUUUACCAAAAGUCCAGUCAACCAGAGCUGCCACGUGAUAAGGUUAGGUUAACCAAAAGGAAAAAUGGAAGCAUGUUGAAUUGUAUUCAGUUUCUUUGAGGACAAAGAGGGAGUGUACCAGCUGUGCACAUAAGAAUGUUUACACAGACUUAGCCGGCUGUAAACUCACUUUAACUUUUCUCAAAGAACACCAGCCCUGUUUCCUCACUGGAAAUGUCAGAAGUGAGGGCAGACGGUAGUUGUGUUGUUGUAGUAAGAAAAGCUUAGCUUUCUUUACAUGAAUGUAAGGGCAGGAUGUAAGGACGGAUGCCCUUGUUGUGCUUUAAAUAAAUUACAGAAAUAAAUUACAGUUAGCAGCAGUGUCAGUGUAAUAACCCUGAGAGGAAGAUUAGCUCGUAACUUGUUUGCCUUGAUUCAUUUUAAAUGAUGUACGAAAUAUGCUUGUAUAGUGUGUUAGGGUUAGUAUUUUAACUAAUAGAGGUUGAUACAGAUAUGUAGGGAUUGAUACAUCUUCAUUGGAUUGGAGACUACUUUGUGCCUAUAAUCACUCAAAUCUACCCUUUAAAAUGUAACCAUUCACAUACCCAAUAAUAACUAAAUCAUUCUUGACGGGCUGGGAAAGAUGUCUCAAUAGUAUCACCAACUUCCAAAACACUUUAUGCAGGUAUGAAUACACACUGAAAUAACUUCACAUAGAUAGAUAUACUUUACUGGAUACUUGUUAAGUAAUUGUGGUUAGAAAAUAAUUCAGUUAUGUUUAUUUUUAGGCCAAUAGCUUUCAGGUUGGUCAAACCAAUACAUCAGUUUAAUGCCAGGUUGGAUUAUAUUGUUGAACUUUCAAACUUCACCUCAGUAAAAGUCUUAAAGUUUAGUUGAGUUUUUUAGGAUUUGUCUUUUAACAGGACUUUUUGCCGCUUUGGGUGUUUUCUGCAACAAAAUGCCUUCCAAGAGCUCUGCAGCUAAACAAGUCGCCUCUCAUGUGCUUCCAGCCAUGUGACAUGUGCAUAAUAGUGUUGUUUUUCCAAGAUGCGCCUGUUGACUCGCAUGUUGGCCCACAUUGCUACUUAAAUUCUGAAUAGAUACGAAAAAGUUGUACUAGAGAGCGAGCGGUCUGUUGCAAUGAAUGGUUUAUUUGUCUGAGCUCGGCAAAAAUAGAAACAUUCUUCAACCAACACAAUUAAGUUAAUUAACCUCAAAUUUGCCACCGUCGAAAAAAACUUCAUACUGGCGUGUAGUUUCUGCUGGAAUCGGAGGGGGUUGUGCUGUAUAGUUUUAUCUUACCUCUUUUCAUGUAUACCGUAUGUAAACAUCUGUUUAAUGUUGCAAUUUCAGAAAACAUGUUAGCUUUUGCAUGUUUGGUCUUGACUUGAUAUAUACAACUUUGGUAUUUUUAUUUUUGUUAAUAUUCAAUCUGACUCAAGGAUACUUAAAUUGGGCAGUUAUGACAAAGUGAAUGUACUUUUCUGUGGCAGAAAACAAUAUCAGAAUGGAAAAUAACAAGACUCCCUCUCGAAAACGACGUAACACUUCAAAGAAAGUGGUUUUAUUUCAGUACUGUUUCAAAUAAAUGGAAACCACUGUGGUUACACAAAACAUCUCUGUCAAAAACCAAACAGGGACUUGUUUUAUUAAUAAACUUCCAAAACAAA
Etheostoma cragini (Arkansas darter) is the source of this 3320-nucleotide messenger RNA. RefSeq names its product ST8 alpha-N-acetyl-neuraminide alpha-2,8-sialyltransferase 2 (gene st8sia2). The record is from RefSeq and is a predicted model, not a curated record. Gene Ontology annotation, molecular function: alpha-N-acetylneuraminate alpha-2,8-sialyltransferase activity. The transcript is spliced from 5 exons. Bases 17 to 1054 code for a protein of 345 amino acids. Gene Ontology annotation, biological process: N-glycan processing; oligosaccharide metabolic process. NCBI's taxonomy places the organism in Eukaryota, Metazoa, Chordata, Actinopteri, Perciformes, Percidae.